AGAGGGUCAUGUGAUAGAGACCAGCUGACCCGGACAUUUUCCAGAGUCAGGUUUUAUUUUCGCUGUCCACAUCGCUGCCCGAGAAAAUAUAGAAAAUCCAUCGAAAUGGCUCUGCACUCGGCAAUCAAGGGAAAACUGAUCAGCGUUAUCGGCGACGAGGACACCUGCGUGGGAUUCCUGCUGGGCGGCGUGGGCGAGAUCAACAAGAACCGCCACCCCAACUUCAUGGUGGUCGACAAAAACACGGCCGUCAGCGAGCUGGAGGACUGCUUCAAGCGGUUCCUCAAGCGCGACGACAUCGACAUCAUCCUGAUCAACCAGAACUGCGCCGAGCUCAUCCGUCACGUGAUCGACGCCCACACGUCGCCCGUGCCCGCGGUGCUCGAGAUUCCCUCGAAGGACCAUCCCUACGACGCCAGCAAGGACUCCAUCCUGCGUCGCGCCCGCGGCAUGUUCAACCCCGAGGAUCUGGUGCGCUAAACUCCCCAGGAUUCCCAUUAGUCGAGGAGCUACCGCACACUGUUUCGUAUUGCUGCAACCGUCAGAGUAUUGAUUUACCCCCUGUCAACAACUAUCCAUAGAUUCAGUGCUACGCUUUGUUCAUAUUGUGUAUUUAAAGACAUUUAUUAAAUGGUUUUCGUUGUAUAAAUAGAUUAAAAUCGAAUUGUUUAA
Molecule: messenger RNA, 672 nt
Organism: Drosophila biarmipes
Lineage: Eukaryota; Metazoa; Arthropoda; Insecta; Diptera; Drosophilidae
Gene: Vha14-1
Product: V-type proton ATPase subunit F 1
Exons: 1
Coding region: 106-480 (124 amino acids)
Biological process (GO): proton transmembrane transport
Cellular component (GO): membrane; proton-transporting V-type ATPase, V1 domain
Molecular function (GO): proton-transporting ATPase activity, rotational mechanism
Source: RefSeq, a predicted model, not a curated record